Molecule: messenger RNA, 933 nt
Organism: Truncatella angustata
Lineage: Eukaryota; Fungi; Ascomycota; Sordariomycetes; Amphisphaeriales; Sporocadaceae
Product: Alpha/Beta hydrolase protein
Exons: 2
Coding region: 1-933 (310 amino acids)
Molecular function (GO): hydrolase activity
Source: RefSeq, a predicted model, not a curated record
AUGUCCAUCGACCUUAUUUGCCAAGAGCCUGCCGCCCUGGACCUACUGAAGCAGUUCCACGUCUGUAACGCUUGUUACAAGGUCGUUGAUCACCAGCCCAUCGGCGCCCAUGUCCUCGUCCCUAGAGACCUACCGAGCGGCAGGCGGCCUCUGCUGGUUCGGAUCCACGGUGGUGGUUUUGCUGAGGGAACCAGCGACUCCUGGCUGCGUCCGUGGAUCCUCGAAUUGGCAUUGAAACACAAUGCCAUCUUGGUUACUCCCGAUUAUCGUCUCAGGCCAGAGGCGCAGCUGGCAGAUGAGAUCGAGGACAUGCGUGACUUUUGGAAGUGGAUCCGGGCCGGGCUCUCGGAGAUCCCGGGCAUCAAGGUCGACACGGCCAACCUCGCCAUCGUCGGGGAGAGCGCGGGCGGAACCAUGACUGCGCAAAGCGUGCUCUUGGACAUGAUCCAUCCCGUCCGGGUCAUUAUCAUGCAGUAUCCGGGUCUCAACAUAGGAGGCCAUUUGAAGUGGCUGGAGUCCCUCCCUGAGAAGAUCUCGGUCUCCGUCCUGGAGGAUCAUCUCGCGAGCUCGAUCCCAGGGCACAUCGUGACUCGCGUCGCAAACGGUUCGCGGUCCCUUCUGGUUGGGUCGAUGAUGCAGAACGGGCGCUUUGUGGAUGUCGAGAAUGAUGCCUAUCUGGAUCCGAUGAAAAGUCUGGAGACGGCUGGUCCUUUGCCUCCGGUGCUACUGUUUCAUGGCGGACAGGACAAAUCGGUGCGUGCCUCAGAUUCCGCGGCGUGGGCCGAAAAAUUGAGGAGGUUGCAGCCUGAUGUACCGCUGCACCUGGUAUUUCCAGAUGGUGAUCAUUGCUUCGACCAGUCGGACGUGCUGGCGACACCGUGGUUAAAGGAGCCUAUAGCGUUUGUGGAGCAGUAUUGGCCGGCGCAACAAUAA